AUGGUGUCUUCCAGCAAUGAUUAUUCUUCUAGCUCUUCUGAGGAGGAUUCCAGGACCUUUGCGACUAAAGUGCGCACCAAUAAGGAUCAUGCUAAGAAGGUGAUAAAUAGCAUGCCUCUCGACAAUAUGAAAUCUACUCGUGAUGAGCUCUUGGAGAGGAAAUCCAGGGAGGAGGCAAUUGCUGAGUGUCGAGAGAACAUACACAGAAUUCAGCGGAAGACACAAGAAGCCGAGGAGAGACUCCGAUCCUGUCUUUAUGGUGUAGCCUCAGACUCAUAUGCUGAAGAAGAGGUACCUGUAUGGGAGCUGAUAGAACUCAAAAGUAGGUCGUAUCCACCGCACAGAGAGAUUGAGCGACAUGUUAAGGUUGAUCUUCAAGCUGAACGUGACGAAGAAGACCACUGGAAUGCAAUAAAUGGUGAUCUCGUCGAGGAAGAAUUCUCUAGUCCGGACAGUGAUUCUGAGAAAGAGUAUGAUGAGGAUGAUGAUGAUGACGAAUCGGAUGACUCUGACGAUUAG
Molecule: messenger RNA, 519 nt
Organism: Papaver somniferum (opium poppy)
Lineage: Eukaryota; Viridiplantae; Streptophyta; Magnoliopsida; Ranunculales; Papaveraceae
Product: glutamic acid-rich protein-like
Exons: 1
Coding region: 1-519 (172 amino acids)
Source: RefSeq, a predicted model, not a curated record